AGUCGCUAUCAUUUUACUAAUAAAAGAGGAAGAAGAUUAGAUCGAGCUUUUUGAGUUUUUUCACCAUAAAAUACCUCGCAAACGCGAAAUCUUCGAUCACAUAAUUCAAUUUAUUAAUCACUUUUUGGAUAUCUUCACUUGCCGGUCGUUCUAAACAAAAUGAAAAGCAACGAAUUUGCAAUUCAUCGUAGACUUUCUCGAAUAUGUGUUGUCUUGCGAGCGUUGGUGAUUUCGCCGAUUUUUUUCUGGGUAUUUGGCAUUCCGAACAAUUCGCAUCAGAAACUCUUUUGUUGCUUUUAAACCCACUUGAUGAGCUGUUACUUGCACUCUCACUUUUAUCACUCUCCAUUUCUAAAAGAAGGCGAAAAAAAUUCCAAAAUAAUAUUCGCACAAAUUUGUUGGCGUUGGUGCGUUGUAAAUACAACAUAAAAAUGACGUUCAUUUGACGACAUCUGUAAAAGCAUCAUAGACAUUGCUAGUGAAAAUAAGUCGUGAUAUUUUAACGAAUGUCACUGAACCAAAUUUGAAAUAAUGUUUAUGCAAUCAAAUUAAUGCUGGUUUUCAUAAUUGAUGAAACAAAAUCAGUGUUCGUUCAGUGGACGGUUAAAUGUCUAUGGAAUGAAUAUGAGACGCCGUCGCAAUGCAUGACAUUAGUCAAUGCACGGUUCAAUCUGUCAACGAAUUCUAAAUUGAAACAUUUCAAAUUUACUGAAUGUGAAAGAAACAAUAUUCGUGCAUUGCAAGACCAAUAUCAACCUUUUUUUCGGUAUCUCUCAUCAAACAUCUCAAGCUGAAUGCAAUCAAUUUAUUCAUACAAAACGGAUUGAUGCGAAUGCAAAGGAAACCCAAGCAUUUCCAAUAUGCAAACAACCGAUUUAAAUGGCAUUUUCAAAUAAGCUACAGAGUUGAAUUGUUAAAAUUGAUUGUGCAUGAUCAAGAUUCAGUUCACGUUAGAAAAUAAAUAAAUAGUUCAGUGGUUUGAUUCAAUUUUAAACGUAGUGCUCGCAAUUAAUUUUGCAAACAACUGUGGACACUAUUUAUGAGAUUAUCAUAAAGCCUCAAAUAGAAUGUGGCCUAAACUAUUGGACUUAACGCAAGAUGAAUGUCGAGGUGCGCUUAGGCGUUUGGAAUUGGAGUCGUAUUCGAAUGUGGUGGGUGCAUUUCGAGCGCAGGGAACAUUAAAUGCUGUAAAAUUGAAAAUUUUAAAAGAUCUGCGAGAAGCAUUUCAUAUAUCUGAUGCCCGGCACAAGGCCGAAGUUAGACGAGUUGUGAACGAUGAAUCUCUAUCGACGAUAGCAAAAAUGAUUUAUGGACCAAAUAGUGAAAUUGAAUGGAACAAAGAAGGCAGUCGAGGUUUCUUGAUAAUAAAUCGUAAGCCAUCACAAACGGCAUUGGCUUCGGUCGCUGAUAAAGCUUAUGAAUUGGGCAAAACACUGAAUAAAAAUCUGAAACACCCGUCAGACACUUCGAGAGAUCGUUUGCUUCAGGUGAACAAGAAUGCGAAUGCUACGGAUAAAAUCGUCGACACUGAUCCAAGCAGCAACCAUCCGAAAGCAAAGAGUAAACCGGAAAAAGCGAGUGUAGCUGCGGUGCCGGUCAAAGCCGAUGCAAAUCGUGUGGAAUUGAGUUCUUCAGCGACAAAAAAGCAGCGUGAAUCAAAUAAACAUUGCGCUCCAACGGAGCAGCCGGCCUUAAAAAUCCCCCCAACGAAUGCAGUCGAGAGUAAGGCAAUACAAACGCCGAAAGUGGAAAACGUACAAAUGCCAAUGCCAAUGCCAAAGCCAAUCACGGCAAACAGUCGUCGACGCAAAAGUACAACAUCUUUGGCAAAUCACAAUGCACCAGCACCCAAAGCGAUGCUGCUAACAAGCCGACGAGAUACAAUGAUUGAAACGAGCCGGGAACGAAUUCGAGAGACACCACAUUCAAUAGAACAACUACAACCACCACUGGCACCCAAACCCCAGCCAAUAGUACAACAACAGCAAACGCCACCGCCACCGCCACCAAAACCGAUCGUCAAUGAAGUGCGUGUGAUUCAAAAAGAAGUCGCUGCUGCGCCUCGAGAGGAAAUCGUAAAAAGUGCACCGAUUUAUACGCAAAAUGCUGUGCAUCGAACGUUGUCCAAUGACGGUGAGGUGCAAGUAAUCGAGGCGAUUGUUCCGCAAAAAGUGGAAACAAUCAAAGGAACGCGUAACGUAAUGAAUGCGAUAAGCCAGGGUGCGCAAUUGGUGAAAGUAAUUGAUUCGAAAAUAAUGAAAAAACCGGUCACAAUCUCGAAUAUGUAUGCAAAACCGACUCAAACUCAGCCACUCAAAGUGGCUCAGCCAACAACAAUAGCAAGCAUCAAACAAACAUUUGCACCCGUCAAAUUGGCCAACGUCGAAUAUUUAACGGUAAAUGAUUGUGCGCGACCGCUAUCAAAGCCAACCAUUGGCAAAGUAGCGCAUAAAAUUCAGGUUAUCACAUCCGAUGCACCGCAAAUGAUAAACAGUGUAAAUGUCGUUCAAAGGACAACGAAUCACGGCAACAAAAAUAACGAUUUCAUUUCGAUACCAACCGCCCGAAAUCCAAACAUUGUAAAAACAAGUGACAAAACGAUAAUGCAUGUAUCGCCGCAUCUUCCACAACAUCAAUUCCAUCAUCAUCACCAGCAACAAUAUCAACAGCCAAGACCCCAAAUAAAUAAAAAACCAACCACAAUCAUUGGCCAAACUAUUCAAAACCAUUUGAAAUAUCCACAACAAACGAAGCAUGUCGUACAAAUUGUACAACAACCACCACAAUCGCAGCCCAGAACCCUCACCAUUCAUCCGAAUUCGACAAUUUUAAAAGCACUCCCAACUCAAGUUCAAGUAUCGACGAUAAAUGAAAUGCCAGCAGAAUACGUGUACGAAGAGCAGGUGAAUGAUUGGCAAAACUAUGAUCCGACUAUGACCAACCAAAAUGGCUAUGUAAAAAUCGUUCGAAGCGCUCCACCAAACAAUGGGCGUGACUAUCAAAAGCAUGCAAAUAUUACACCAAAUAUUAUAACCGAGAAUAUAAUUUAUGACGAGGACAUUAUCACCGAGGAAUACAUCACGACGGACGAAUUCACCGCCGAUAAUGUUAUUGAAAUGGAUGGUUUUAGUUAGUAGUAAUGUCAUAAGUUCAUAAGAUUAUAUAACUAAAAAAAAAAAACAACACAAAAAGAAAAACAAAUGCAAAAAGAAUAAAAACGCAACUCUGUUUAUUCUUUCCAAAAUUGUACUUAAUUACGUUUUUUUUUCUCUCUUUAAUUGUAUUUUUUUUUUUUUCAAAUAAAUUUAUUUUUUUGUAUAUAUAUAUUUAAA
Sitodiplosis mosellana (orange wheat blossom midge) is the source of this 3332-nucleotide messenger RNA. Its product is annotated as BRCA2-interacting transcriptional repressor EMSY. Gene Ontology annotation, cellular component: nucleoplasm. Gene Ontology annotation, biological process: regulation of DNA-templated transcription. The record is from RefSeq and is a predicted model, not a curated record. NCBI's taxonomy places the organism in Eukaryota, Metazoa, Arthropoda, Insecta, Diptera, Cecidomyiidae. Bases 1068 to 3134 code for a protein of 688 amino acids. The transcript is spliced from 6 exons.